CAAAAUAAAAAAUAAAUAGACUAAGUCUUAUGCCUUGCCAGUCGCUACACGUUCAUCUUUCUGUUUUCAUUUUCUUAGAGAUUACAAGUACAUCUCUGCUACUUUCUCUCUUCAAGGUGGUAAAACAAUGACAACAACAGGAUUUAUCUCUUCAGUUGCUAGAAGGCUGGAAGGAAAAGUAGCCUUAAUCACUGGAGGAGCCAGCGGCAUUGGAGAAUGCACAGCUAAAGUGUUUGCCCACCACGGUGCCAAAGUGGUCGUUGCUGACAUCCAAGAUGAAUCGGGUCGUUCACUUGCUAAAGCCCUAGGUCCAUCAAACUCUACCUAUGUGCACUGUGACGUAACUGAUGAGGCCCAAGUAAAAAAUGCAGUGAACGCCGCUGUCACAACUUAUGGCAAGCUAGACAUAAUGUUCAACAAUGCCGGCAUUGCUGAUGAGAGCAAAGCACGCAUAAUUGACAAUGAAAAGGUUGAUUUUGAACGUGUUCUGCAGACUAAUGUGACGGGAGUUUUUCUUGGCAUCAAACAUGCAGCCCGUGUCAUGAUCCCGGGACGCAAUGGUACCAUAAUUUCAACUGCCAGUGUUAGCUCAAAAGUUGGUGCUGCUGCCUCACAUGCAUAUUGUUGCUCCAAGCAUGCUGUUCUAGGACUCACCAAAAAUGCUGCUGUUGAGCUUGGGCAAUUUGGCAUCAGAGUGAACUGUUUAUCACCUUAUGCGCUUGCAACCCCUUUAGCAAAACAAGUUAUUGGUCUUGAUGAUGAACAACUUGAGAAUUUGAUGCACGCUUUUGGUACCCUAAAGGGUGUGACCCUUCAGGCAGAAGAUGUAGCCAACGCAGCACUUUAUCUGGCAAGUGAUGAAGCUAGAUAUGUCAGUGGGCACAAUUUAUUCAUAGAUGGGGGUUUUACCAUUCAGAACCCAUCAUUCCGCAUGUUCCAGUAUCCUGAAUAGUCGUCAUAAAUUGUGCUGCAAAUUUAUGGGGGCUUCUAUUUAUUAUUGAAAAAUUGUUGCAAUUUUAUGAAGCUGGGAAUCCGCUCUGAUUGUAAUUUGAAUCUCUCACACCUUUUUUGUUUAUUAUAUUUCAUCUUCUGCUUUUA
Molecule: messenger RNA, 1098 nt
Organism: Populus trichocarpa (black cottonwood)
Lineage: Eukaryota; Viridiplantae; Streptophyta; Magnoliopsida; Malpighiales; Salicaceae
Product: secoisolariciresinol dehydrogenase
Exons: 2
Coding region: 128-952 (274 amino acids)
Molecular function (GO): oxidoreductase activity, acting on the CH-OH group of donors, NAD or NADP as acceptor
Source: RefSeq, a predicted model, not a curated record